GUUUCCACAAAUGACGUCACGAGGAUAACAUUUAACAACCAGUUUCAAACCGAAACAUCUGACAGAUAACUAGAGAAACAACUCUUCAAUCUCUCCGUGAAGGCUGAAUCAGAUAGCCUCUAUCUUCUCUACACACCGGAACACCGGAACACCGGGGAGGAAAGAGGCUAGCCGGGCUAAGCUCAGCUAAGUGUAGCUACCGUUGAAUAGGGAACAUUAGCCGGGAGCUAGCUGGCGAGUUAGCAGCAUAAAGUCAACAGCACUUGAUCUUUAAAGAGAGAUCUGUUAGUAUGGAGAAUAAAUAUAACCUCAAGAGUCCAGCGGUUAAGAGGCUGAUGAAAGAGGCUGCUGAACUGAGGGAUCCCACUGAGCACUACCACGCCCAGCCACUGGAAGAUAACCUCUUUGAAUGGCACUUCUCCGUUCGCGGGCCCCCAGAUUCUGAUUUCGAUGGCGGGGUUUACCACGGCAGGAUCGUGCUUCCCCCGGAGUACCCCAUGAAGCCCCCCAGCAUCAUCCUCCUCACGCCGAAUGGAAGAUUCGAAGUUGGGAAGAAGAUUUGUCUGAGCAUCUCUGGCCACCAUCCAGAGACCUGGCAGCCCUCCUGGAGCAUCCGAACCGCCCUAAUAGCUAUAAUCGGAUUCAUGCCAACAAAGGGAGAGGGAGCAAUAGGAUCUCUUGAUUAUACUCCAGAAGAGAGGAGGGCCCUCGCCAAAAAGUCCCAGGACUUCUGCUGUGAGGCGUGUGGCUGCUCCAUGCACUCUGCCCUCCUGGCACUGACCCCCAACAGCAACCCCAGCGCAGAGGACCACAAGGCUAAAGAGCUGGCCCAGCAAAUCAACUUCAAGGCAGAGUCCAGUUUAUCCAGACAGGCCAGUGAGAGCGGAGGUGCAGAGAGCGAUCCUUCCACACUCACCGAGGGAGACACCUCUACCUCCACGUCUGCAGGCCAGGAAGAUUCUGAAGAGCCCUGGGCUGAGCAGGCAGAGGCGUCUCCAGCCACAGGACUAGAGGAACCCCUGCCCCCUGUGGCCCCCGGCACCGGUCGCCCUCUCAGCCCCCGGCAGCGUCGCACCCAGCAGCACGGGCAGCAGGGCCAGAGAGACACCGGUAGAGAACCAGCCAGCAGGCCGCUCUUCGCCCCGGCUCCUCGCCAACCUCAGGACGAGAGCCACGCGGGCUCCGUAUUCCUCAUCGUGGUGCUCACUCUGGCCCUGGCCGCACUCAUCUUCCGCAGGAUCUACCUGGCUAACGAGUACAAGUUUGACUACGAGCUGUGACCACACACUUGGCCGCCCCGCCCCCCCCCCCCCCCCCCCCCCCCCCCCCACCACCAACCCCCCCUGCUACCACGCUAACAGAACUCCAGCCAGCUGAAUUGGAACCAGAGCCGAGGUGGUGGCUGACGGUGACUUCCUGCUUGUCAGCAGAGGGUUGGGUCUCCACUGGGGGGGGGGACUUUCAUUCCUGCAGAGGAGGCGCUCCACUCACCACAACACCUCCACGGUGUCUUUUAAUCAAUGUGAAUUAUUUUACUCUCCAGAGGGUCAUGCAUUUUUAAAAACGGGAAGCUUUGUUGUGUUUGUGAUCAGUGCAGCAGCCACACACACACACACACACACACACACACACACCACACGUACACUGUCCUGGGGCUGCCGCUUGUUCCCAUUAUUUAAUUCAAACUGUAAUAUGAUAUGUAAACAAGGUUAUGGGGGAUUUCUGUCUUAAAGUCAUGACUUAAUCAUGGAAGCAUCUGCACAGAGUGGAUCUGCUUUAGUGACUUCUUCUUGAUGUGCUUUAACUUCCUGUUUGGUCAGGUCAGUCACACCAUACGGGACUCUAUUUAAACGGUGCGACUGCAACAACAACCACUGUGUGGGCGUCUUCACGUGCACCCGCUGUUUGGGUUCAUAUGGGUGAUAUGGAAUUGGAUAUAGAUAUGGAGGUCUGAAUUCUCAUGUGUCUCGCGUCGUAAAUGGAUCAUAUUGUAAUUAAUAUGAUAUGUCUACAGGAAUAAAACAUGAAAUGAAACUGUUGUUUAAAAAGUUGGAAAGGAAGCAGUGAUGAGGCGGAGAAAUGAUGAGCCCUGGUAAUCUGAUGUGUGCCACAUAAACAGGCCCAAUGUUGGGUUAGAAGUGACCAGUCUGAUGUGUGUAGAGGUGUGUGUGUCCUGCCGCCUUCAGAUGGCUGCAGGGAUUUAAUGAAAUGAAGGAGAAGCUUUAAAGCAGCUGUGAACAACAGAUCGAUGCAGACUGCUUUACCAACAUUCGUGUGUUACACCAUGUUCCUUGACCGUUGUAAUGUGUGUCUGCAGGGAUGCUGUUGAAGGGAUGUUAUCACAGUUUCUACAAGUAGAGGAGAGCGGGCCUCAAGGUCACAAUCUCACACAAACCAUCCAAAAAUGUGACCUUACUGUAGCUAGGAAUAGAAAUGUUCCAUCACAAUAUUGUCAGGUAUUUUGCUGACCACCUGAUCUGCUGAGAGUCAACAGAAGCACAGCGGAAGACGGACUAUUUCUGACACUGGCCAUGAGGAUAUGAGCCUACUGUACCUGGAAAUAUUGUCAGGUACUUGCCCUUUCUUUCAUUGCUUUUAGAGCCUGAAUAACCUAAAUAUAAUAGAAUCAUAUAUCUAUCUAAUAUCUAAUAACAGCUACUUGUAGCGUGACAGUGUCCUUGCAGCAGCACCUCCUGCGGUCACAGGGGAACUCUACCUACACGUCACAGUGUGUUUCCAGGUGUUGGGGAGUUCUAGUAUAAAUCCUUUAGUGUCUUCAGAGGGAGCUGAGUGAAGUCUGAGAAGAGUUAGAAAGAAGUGAUAUCAACAGACCUCUGUAGGUCCCUGAGGCUCCAGGCUCCAUUAGCUGCUACUAGCAGAACACAAUUGAGACUCCAACCAAACUGUCCGUGCCCGAGUUGCAUUGUGGAUAAUGUAGGUGCCCGGUUUUGACAAGGAAAAAGAAUGUGUGGAACUACUGUAUGAAGACGUUAUCUCUAGUUCUGCUGCAUCAACUUUGAAACCUUUUUGGAUUUGUAACUCUUGAGUCUCACAGUGUUACCGUGCAACGCUAAAUCAGUGGUCACAGAUGUGGUGUAACACCUGCUAUAAUCACAUUAAACUUUCAUUUUAAAGCCAA
This is a messenger RNA of Sebastes umbrosus (honeycomb rockfish), 3139 nucleotides long. RefSeq names its product ubiquitin-conjugating enzyme E2, J1 (gene ube2j1). The coding region runs from base 291 to 1280 and encodes 329 amino acids. Lineage: Eukaryota; Metazoa; Chordata; Actinopteri; Perciformes; Sebastidae. The transcript has 8 exons. The record is from RefSeq and is a predicted model, not a curated record.